AUGUCGACGCCAGUAAAGGAGAUACCAGCUCCUACAUAUCCAGAGAGAGAAGAAAGAGGCAGGUCCACUGAUUCCUCCAGGACGUCCGACGAAGGUACCUACGUUCAUGAUGGUUCGCGUUACAACCAUGGAGACCACCUCCGCGUUGAUACUACCUAUGAUGAUGGCGACAUGCGCCCCAGCCGCUCGCCGUCGGCAAGGCGAGAGCAAGCCAAGCGACUUGAAGACGAUCUAGCCGUGCUCGAAGCUGAGCGGGUCGCAUCGCGUUCUACACAUGAGGGUGACAAGGACGCUCGGAGCGAUGCUCACUCAUUGACUCGCUCGCGUUCACGCCGGGCCGAGGAAAUCGAUGAGUUUGACGAGGCUACAAAUCCGUUGCACGAGAAAGCCGCUGUCUACAAUCCACCUGAAAAUCCGUCGACUGGUGUCUCCAAGUUCAUCAAGAGAGUCCAUGAAUCUAGCAUUUUCAUUCGCUAUUUUACUUAUAUCGUGCCCCUCGUUUUACUUUUACUUAUCCCGCUGCUUGUGGGUGCGCUGGCAUAUCCAGAUGCUAGUGUGGGUGGUGUUGAACUACUGUGGUUUUCAGUCUGGUUGGAAAUCGUUUGGUUGACGCUGUGGGCCGGACGAAUCGCUGCCAAAAUCAUUCCUACCCCUGUCAAUCUCAUUGCCAGUAUCUUUACCAACAGCUCAAAGAAAUGGCGCGAUGUUGCAAAGCAGUUGGAACUUCCUGCUACCCUCUUCUUCUGGUGGUUGGGUAUAGAAAUAUCCUUUCUGCCAACCAUGAAGAAUCACCAUGUGGACGGUAGCAGUCGUACUCGCAGUUGGGAGAACACCGUCAACAAAAUCAUUAUUUCGAUAUUUGUCUGGACAAUUCUAAACCUGAUCGAGAAAUUCCUCCUCCAACUCAUUGCUAUGAGCUUUCACAGGCGUACCUACGCUGAUCGGAUUGAGAUUAACAAGUUUCAAAUCGGUAGCCUGACAAAGUUGUACGCAUUCUCUCGAGACAGAAUCUCUGAGACAGAUGAGGCUUUCCAUGAAAAGCAGGAUCAGAGUGGCAGUGGCACGAAAACGCCGCUACACUACGCUGGAAAGGCAAAGGGGCUUGCUCUAGGCGCCUUGAAUAAAGUUGGCGAUGUGGCUGGCGCAGUCGCAGCGGACUUCACUGGCCGGAAGGUGAACAACAGCAGUCAUCCUAGUCAAGUCGUUAUCACACUUCUGAGGACAACUACUGGCUGUCAGGUCUUGGCCCGGCGACUCUACCGGACGUUUGUGCGUGAGGGCUUCGAGACAGUCUUCCCCGGCGAUUUGAAGGAGGCCUUUGACGAUAACGAAGAGGCCGAGGCCGCCUUUAGCAUGUUCGACAAGGACAUGAACGGCGACAUCUCCAUGGAGGAGUUAGAGGCUGUUUGUGUUGAAAUCGGCCGGGAACGCAAGGCCAUUACCGCAUCUUUGAAAGAUCUUGAUUCAGUAGUCUCCAGGCUCGGCAAUGUCUUUGAGUUCUUUGUGGUUGUGAUUGCCCUUAUCGUCUUCUUGACCCUGAUCUCAACCUCUGCCGCUGGUGUACUCACAUCGGCCGGUUCCAGUAUCCUCGCCUUGUCGUGGCUCUUUUCCGCUACCGCUCAGGAAUUCCUGCAGUCUGUCGUCUUUGUUUUCGUCAAGCAUCCAUUUGAUGUUGGUGACCGUGUGACCAUCUAUGGUAAUUCCGGUGAUGCCGGUCUAGGCGAUGACUACUACGUCAAACAGAUUUCACUGCUCUACACCGAGUUCAAGAAGAUGCAAGGCCACGUUGUUCAAGCUCCUAACAGCUACCUCAACACUCUAUUUGUUCUAAACCAGCGACGAUCUGGUGCGCUUGCAGAAGCUGUUCCCAUUAUUAUCAAAUUUGGGACAACUCUUGAACAGAUCGAUGCGCUUCGUCAGCGCCUUCUUGAAUUUGUUCGGAGCGAACGACGUGAAUUUCAGACCAAUAUUCUUACUGAACUGCGUGCAGUGACUGAGAACUUCUCUGUUACACUCAACGUUGUCUUUUUCUACAAGUCCAACUGGCAGAACGAAGGCCUUCGCCUGCAGCGUCGGAACAAGUUCAUCUGCAUGCUCAUGGUCGCUCUGCAAGAGAUUGGCAUUGAAGGACCUCGCAUGAACCUCCAGGGUGCAAGCAUUGAUAUUCCCUUCCAUCUUGCGGGCCACCCACCGCCGUAUCAAGCCAACACUACUGUUGCUCCAUCCAGCGACGACCCACCCCCAACACCCGCCCACGACGAGCAUCACCAUGCGGGUCCCAGUGGCGCCAACCGUCGCGCAUCAAUUCUCCGCAAGGGCAUUCACACAGCCACCGCGCGUGCUCGCGGCGAUUCUCUUUCUUCCCGGAAACACGUGGACUUCUCUCUCGGCAUGCGCGAUGUCUCGGCAGAGGAUGUUAUGGGCGAUGUAUUCGAAGUGCGCAGCCCUCGCGCUGAGAACAUGGUCCGACAGGUAAUUGCCGAGCGCCGCAUCCAGGAGGAAGAGGCCGAGCGCCAGAGCAUGGAAUCUUCUCUUCGACGACACCAAUCUCAGCGCUCCAGCCUUCAUGUCCCCGCAGGCCCGAGCGAAGGCCGCCGCUCAACCGAAUCACAGGGCGGACAUAGUCUGUCCUCCAUCAGUCGCAACAGGUUCUUCCGUCAUCGCUCUGGCAGCACUCGACAGGACGACCUGAUGGAACAGGGCCGUUCUGAGCAGGGCUCGUCCUCGGCAGGAUACAAUCCCCCUGUCUCCUCAUCCUCUCACGCAGAGGAGAAGAAAUUAUGA
This is a messenger RNA of Aspergillus calidoustus, 2784 nucleotides long. NCBI's taxonomy places the organism in Eukaryota, Fungi, Ascomycota, Eurotiomycetes, Eurotiales, Aspergillaceae. The record is from the annotation of a GenBank genome assembly.